GGUGGAGGAGGAGGAGGAGGAGGAGGAGGUGGUGAAGAGGAGUAAGAGGAGAAGGAUCAUGGAGGAGAAUGGAUCGAGAUUGUGAUGUUACUCGCGAGGGAAUAUACCUUUAGAAAUAAAAACGGAGAAGGCGGCAAAGGAAAUAGGUCUAAUACAUUACUCUGGAGAAGAUUGGAUGAAACGAUUCGACGAAGGGAUCGUGCGAACAUUGUAACGAGUAUUAAAUCGAUUAAAUGCCACUCUCGCGUACGAACGAAGACCGAUCGAGUCGCGUAUCACUCAAUUAUCGCUGUGUCUUGCAUGAGUGAACGAUGAAGGAAGGCGAGAAUGUUUAAAUCUUAAGAUUACGUACUACGUAAGUUAGAAAAUAUAGAUAAGAAGAAAAAGGGGGAGAAAAAACAGUUUGGGCGAUAUCGGAGAGGACAUCGAGGAUCGGCAGUGAAAUAAAAAGAAGGAAGAUAAGAGAAAAGUAUCUUAGGUGGGUUUUAUGAAAAGGCGAAAAAUGCGAUAGAGAUCGGUGAAUCGUCGAUGAAGCAUCAUCAUGUGCUCGAGCGUAAGAGCUUGGAGGUGGAGGGGAGCUCUCUUGGGCACGAUGAUGCUCGCUUGGACUUGUAUCGUCGAGGGCUGUCCGAGUAUGUGUAACUGCAAGUGGAAGGGUGGGAAGGAGUGGGUAGAGUGUGCAAAUCGAGAUCUGAAGGGACUACCACAGGGUGCCAGAGAGGAGACUCAGGUGUUGGAUCUGUCGGGCAAUCACCUGGUCAGUUUACCACCGGAAUGCUUUCACGCUUUGGGACUGAUCAAUCUUCAGCGACUCUAUCUCGGUAGAUCGCACAUAAGUAGAAUAGCUGUGAGAGCGUUCGAAGGGUUGGUCGGCCUGGUCGAGUUGGAUCUGACGGAAAAUCUGAUCGACGAGAUACCAACGGAAAGCUUUUCGUCUUGCCCGAAUCUCAUGAGGCUGACGUUGAACGGUAAUCCUAUAGAAGAGAUCAAAAGGGGCGCCUUUCAUCGUCUGGUGCAUCUGACGAAUCUGGAGCUGAGCCAGUGCAGACUCGAGAUCAUCGAAGAAGGUGCCUUCGAUGGUUUGCGUUCCCUCGAAUGGUUACGUCUGGAUGGUAAUCGAUUGACGUACAUGCCAAAUCAUACCUUACCACUCGGCGGUUACCUUCGAGGAUUGACAUUACAUAAUAAUCCUUGGUUGUGCGACUGCGGCUUGAGAAUUCUGCAAGCUUGGCUGAAGGAAUCGGCACCGGCAGCUCCUCAGGAAUCCGAACCGACUUGCGACAUGCCAGCUCGAUUACGGGACAGACAGAUAAAAACGAUAAAGGACAACGAGCUGGCGUGCCUACCGCGAAUCGAGUUGCAGGAACGUGUCGACGUAUACGAGGGUAGCAACGUGACGUUCCAAUGCAACGUCCAUGCAGUACCGGCUGCUACGAUCAGCUGGUGGUUCAACGGAGACCUCUGCGAGCUUCAGAAUGAGAAUGACUCCUCGACGAUGAACUUGUUGACUUUUCCAAGAUACAUCUAUAAGCAACGUGGCUCGAUCAACAUGUCGAGCACUCUGUACGUAUACUCGGUGGAGGCUAACAACGAUGGCGUGUAUAGUUGCGUCGCGGAGAAUACCGCUGGUACCACUGGAGCAAACGUCACUCUGAAGGUUUUGUUCCGUGAAAAGGUAACCGCGGAACCUCCAUCGGACGAUCCUGGUUCCGGUUACGUAGCAGCGAUAGCCGCUGGCGCGCUGGUAGGCACUCUCUUCGUUCUCGGCUGCCUGGUCGGUAGUAUUGUGUUUUGCGUGCGGAAACGUCGACGCGAUCGGAAGAGGAAUUCCAAGGCGUUGGUCUCGCAGAACAAAUCGGUGAUGCCUAUCACGAAGGAUACAACGACGAGUCUGCCAAGUUGUAGAAAGGGUAAUGGAAGUUUGGUCGGUUUCGAGCAUCAACAGAUCGUCUCUUACACAGAACGCGAAAUUGGCAGAGCUGCGACCUUGGAACGAAGAGAACAACGUGGUAAUUUGGAAGAGUCCUACGGUAGUCCGGUAUCGAAGUAUCUCACAGAGCCGGACUUGAUAAACGAAGUUCCUGAAACCACGGACGUGACCUAUGGCCAGUUAUACCGUCAUCAGACAAACGAGAGGCACGUACUCGAGUACGACUCUGGUUACCCGAUACAACCACCGGACUUACGUCCAUCGAAUAUACCGCAACUGAAUUACUUGGAUCAAGAUGGAUAUCCAUUGAACUUUGGCCUGCCAAAGAUCUCGUUCAAUACCGCGAGUACCCUUCCUCGUUUAAGGACAAGAAUGGCAGAGGGUUCAGCCGUCGCACCACCGGCUAGAUACUCGAGAGAAGCCGAGUUCUUAGCUAGAUCAACGGCAGGUUAUGAUCCAGUUUUACCUAGGACCGAUGCUAGAUACACCGCCGAAGGUUAUCCUUACCCUGCUCAUCAACCAGUCGAACAACCGAUCCAGCAACAGCUUCAACAACCCGUCGUCUCACCCGUUAUCUCGCCAGCCUCAGUUUUUCCAGAGGUUCCCUUCAUACCUUCACCACCUGCUGCUUACAGAGGCGAAACUACACCGCUAUCACCGAGAUCUUUACUCGGCAAGACUGCGCGCGAAGCAGCCGCUGCUGCUGCUGCCAGGGCGGACGAACUUCAACCCCCUCAUCAUCCGGAAAGUCCGGACGAAGGUUACGUCGGCGAUGCCAUGGACGUCUGAAAAUUAUCACGCAUUUCAUCGUGCUCAACUGAUCGAUACGAAAAACGGUAAAGACGGUGGGAUCGAUUACCAUUUCGUUCAGAUGACCAAAUCUUUCGUUCCAAAGGUUCCGCUACUCUGUGCUUCCAUCGUCAAUAAUUCUUUUUCUUUUCUUUGUUUUCUUUCGAUUCUAAACGAUGAAUAAAAGUGUCGAAAAGGGAAAUGUAAAAAAAAAAGAAAGAAAGAGAGGAAAAGGAACGAUGAUCGAUCGAUUCGAAAGAAUAGCCAUUCGAAGUAUUAAUAAUCGUUUCUAUCGUUGGACCAUUUAAACUCACUGAUCGACAUCGAAAUAACCGAAGAUCGAGCUAUGGAUUUAUGUGUUCGAUUUAAAGACAUUUCAUCCACACAUAUCGCGUGGUAAAUUUGUGGGGGUAACAUCGUAUUACUUCGCACGCUCACAGCCCUAUCAUCCAUCGUCUUUCUAUAUCCUUCGAAGUGGGUCGACGUCGUCGUUGACAUAGUCGUUCUCGGCCAUCGAAAUGGGCGUUAAGACGACAUCGAGUCGAAGGAAGCAUAGAGGAAGCUCGAACAAAGGAGGAAUCCCACUGUCGGUACCGGUCCUACGAAAUUAAUCAGCUAGGAGAGAGAAUAUCUGGAAUUCUCGGACGACGACGACGACAUGUCUCUCUCUCUCUCUCUCUCCCUCCCUCUCUCUCUCU
Vespula pensylvanica (western yellowjacket) is the source of this 3417-nucleotide messenger RNA. Its product is annotated as leucine-rich repeat-containing protein 24-like. The record is from RefSeq and is a predicted model, not a curated record. NCBI's taxonomy places the organism in Eukaryota, Metazoa, Arthropoda, Insecta, Hymenoptera, Vespidae. Bases 542 to 2719 code for a protein of 725 amino acids. Gene Ontology annotation, molecular function: protein binding. The transcript has 6 exons.